AAGAAAUUGAGGAAGUGGUCGGAAACCAGAACAUUGUGGAGGAAUCUCAUUUGCCCAAACUGAUAUAUUUGGAUGCAGUCAUAAAAGAGACACUCCGACUACAUCCAACAGCUCCCUUCCUGGUGCCCCGCAACCCCAGCAAGGAUUGUUGCAUAGCCGGAUACACAAUCCCUCAAGGCUCCAAAAUCUUGAUUAAUUUAUGGAAAAUUCAGAGGGACCCUGAGGUUUGGGAAAACCCUUCGGAGUUUGAACCGGAGAGGUUCUUGAAAGAGCCAGAAAAAGGUGAUUACCAUGGAAACUUUUUUUAUUUUCUUCCUUUUGGGUCUGGGAGGAGAAUUUGUUCGGGUCUUCCUCUAGCUGAGAGAAUGAUGAAGUAUGCGUUGGCUACUCUGUUGCACACUUUUGAAUGGGAAAUACCGAUUGAGGUGGAGCUUGAUGUAUCUGAGAAAUUUGGAUUUGUUAUGAAGAAAAUGAACCCUCUAGUUGCCAUACCUAUUCCAAGAUUAGCUACUUUGGAGCAAUACUACUAAGGCUAGCUAGGUCCCUUGAUGGCGUUUACCUACUAUAGUAAAACUCAUUGCAAAAAAAGAGAAUCUGUUAAAAUAGGACCAUGAUUGGUGCACAUCCAGAUUCGACACCUGGGUGUGCACCCCCACAUAAAAAUAAAAAAAUGAAUUGAGU
Molecule: messenger RNA, 681 nt
Organism: Rubroshorea leprosula
Lineage: Eukaryota; Viridiplantae; Streptophyta; Magnoliopsida; Malvales; Dipterocarpaceae
Source: the annotation of a GenBank genome assembly